UCUCCUCUCUGGAGACUAGCGCACGGGGGGACUCCCCCGCGCCCACCCCUUCUCGGAGCGCCUCCUGCUGCUGCUCCCAGGUUUUGCAAAGAGCAGCUAUGAAGAGGAAACUAACACUCUACAAGAUGCAGUUGGUUCUUCUCGUUUUAUUGGUGGGGUUGCCAACAAGAUCAGUGCUGGCUGACUCCCUAGAAGAUGAAGCUAAGAAUAACAUCACCAUCUUUACAAGAAUACUAGACAGACUUCUGGAUGGUUAUGAUAAUCGUCUUAGACCUGGAUUAGGAGACAGUAUAACGAAAGUCUUCACUAAUAUCUACGUAACCAGCUUUGGACCUGUUUCAGACACAGACAUGGAGUACACAAUAGAUGUUUUCUUCCGUCAAAAAUGGAAAGAUGAGAGGUUAAAGUUUAAAGGCCCAAUGAACAUCCUUCGACUGAACAACUUAAUGGCUAGCAAAAUCUGGACCCCAGACACAUUCUUUCACAAUGGGAAGAAGUCAGUAGCUCAUAACAUGACAAUGCCAAACAAACUACUACGAAUCCAGGAUGAUGGAACUCUCUUGUAUACCAUGAGGCUUACAGUCCAAGCUGAAUGUCCAAUGCACUUGGAGGACUUUCCUAUGGAUGCUCAUUCAUGCCCGUUGAAAUUUGGCAGCUAUGCAUACACAACUUCAGAAGUGACCUACAUUUGGACUUACAAUGCAUCUGAUUCCGUACAGGUUGCACCGGAUGGCUCUAGAUUGAAUCAGUAUGAUUUGCUAGGCCAAACAGUUGGAAAGGAGACUGUUAAAUCGAGUACAGGUGAAUAUACAGUAAUGACAGCUCAUUUUCACUUAAAGAGAAAAAUUGGUUAUUUUGUGAUUCAGACUUACCUCCCCUGCAUCAUGACAGUCAUUCUCUCUCAAGUGUCGUUCUGGCUGAACAGAGAAUCUGUACCUGCAAGAACAGUCUUUGGAGUAACAACUGUGUUGACAAUGACAACGUUGAGCAUCAGUGCACGAAAUUCCCUCCCCAAAGUAGCUUAUGCAACAGCCAUGGAUUGGUUUAUUGCUGUUUGUUACGCAUUUGUAUUCUCUGCAUUGAUAGAAUUUGCCACUGUAAAUUACUUCACAAAACGAGGAUGGGCAUGGGAUGGAAAAAGCGUAGUCAAUGAUAAGAAAAAAGAAAAAGCAUCUGUCAUUAAGAAAAACAAUGCCUAUGCAGUGGCUGUUGCCAAUUAUGCUCCAAAUAUUACCAAGGACUCAGUGCUACCAACAAUCUCCAAGAGUGCUACAACCACAGAACCCAACAAGGCAAAGCCAGAAGCCAAGCCGCAAGAAGCAAAGAAAACAUUCAACAGUGUUAGCAAAAUUGACAGAAUGUCUAGAAUAGUGUUUCCAGUCUUAUUUGGUACUUUUAACUUAGUGUACUGGGCUACAUAUUUAAACAGGGAACCUGUCUUACUUGGGUUUGCGCCCUCAACCUAA
Molecule: messenger RNA, 1466 nt
Organism: Terrapene triunguis (Three-toed box turtle)
Lineage: Eukaryota; Metazoa; Chordata; Testudines; Emydidae
Gene: GABRA2
Product: gamma-aminobutyric acid type A receptor alpha2 subunit
Exons: 10
Coding region: 99-1466 (455 amino acids)
Biological process (GO): monoatomic ion transmembrane transport; chloride transport; gamma-aminobutyric acid signaling pathway
Cellular component (GO): neuron projection; GABA-A receptor complex; synapse
Molecular function (GO): inhibitory extracellular ligand-gated monoatomic ion channel activity; GABA-gated chloride ion channel activity; benzodiazepine receptor activity
Source: RefSeq, a predicted model, not a curated record